Ceutorhynchus assimilis (cabbage seed weevil) is the source of this 290-nucleotide messenger RNA. The record is from the annotation of a GenBank genome assembly. Lineage: Eukaryota; Metazoa; Arthropoda; Insecta; Coleoptera; Curculionidae.
UCAUAUAACAAUGGUAAACAAUGAAAAUGAAGUGUCCGGAUCUAAUUUAGAGAAAAAUGGACAAGUGGGUGAUCAGAAAAAACGUUAAGAAUCCAACUGGGAAUGGGGAAACAGGAACAAGCAGAGAUCAGCUGAACCUGAAUCCCAGUCAAGAAAUUGGAACUGAGGAAAUUCGUGACAAUAUCUUGACUCCACCAGACCAUAUAAAUUUGACUCUCACCACAGUUAAUAAUAAUAAUCCAUUUAAUUACACUAUUUUAUAUCUUUAUAUAAAAUUAUCUUUGAGGUAG